GGAAGAAAAGUGAGCGCUCCAGCGCCACGUCGGCAGAACCAACAAGAUAAACGUAUACUUUUUUUUUUUUAGUUUUGAAGCUUCGGGUAAACGAUUUACAACGUGCACCAGUAGAGAAAACAAGUGGUUAUUUUCAAAGUAAACACAAAAUUAUUGCCCUUCGCACUUAAAUAUAAUAAGUGCUUAAACUUGUGAAAGGAUCCAAGACGAACGAGCGCACCAAUCAUUUGUUUCAGGUGCGUUUUUGCAAGACUUCAUCGUACUCUCUGCAAUCAAUCGUCAGAAAGUUCUGGAAACAAUGGUCAAGAACGUGAACGUCAGCGCUGAAACCCAGCCGGGAACGAGUCUCGUGGGUGAGGAGGCCGAAUCCACGGAGAGCAAACCUGUUCCAGAUGCGCCCAAGGACGAGGGCAAGGACCACCCGGUGGCGGCGGGGCCGGGCGUGGUGUGGAGGGUGACGGGGGGCCUGCUCAGCGUCACCCGGGGUGUGGUGGGAGCCACAGUGGGGGGCGUGGCCUGGCUGGGCGGGAAGAGCCUGGAGAUCACCAAGACGGCCGUCACCACCGUCCCCUCCGUGGGCGUCAGCCUCGUCAAGGGGGGCGUGUCGGCCGUGGCCGGGGGCGUGUCCUCGGUGGGGUCCACGGUAGCCAAUAAAGUCCCCUUCACGGCCAAGAGGAAGGACAAGGCUGAGUGAGGAGGAGGAGGAUGAUGAUGAUGAUGGACAGUUUAUAAAUGCAACGCCCUCCUGAGCCAUAAGAGAGACCCGUGAGCGACGAGAAGCUUGGUGUCGGCUGUGAUCACAGGUCCAAAAGGGGACCGUUCCAUUUUUCUUCUGAAAAACCUUGUUUAAAAGUGCCUUCGGUUGCUCAACUCUUUUCACGCAAGUGUUUGUUCUGUUGGUUCUGUUUUUCGUCCUAGUGUGUGUUUUCACCCCAGUGUGUGUUUUCACCCCAGUGUGUGUUCUUCUUUGUAGCUCCUGUUUGAGAGGUCAGAGGUGACAGCCACAGCCUCCACUCUUCUGUGGCCCCGUUGGGUUUCCACCUAGAUGCAGGUCUGGGUCUAGACCGUCCUUGUCCUAACUGCACCAGGCUGUAUAACUGACCUUCGACCCACUUAUGACAGCGUCAUUUCAAUCAACUCUUUCAACCCCAAAUGCCUCCUUCCUUCAAACCCAUUGUCAGCCUUAAAGCUUAGCUGGUGAGUUUAGUAUUGUCACCACCUGCCAAGGACAUGAAUGACAGGUCAGAAUACUUUCAGGUUCUCUAAUAGGCUUCUGUCUCUAUACGGAACAUGGACUUUGUAAACCGACGUUGAAGACGCAGCAUUAUAUAAUGUUUGGAGAAUCCUAUUUAGUGUCUGGCAUGGCUGGUCACUCCGUAUAGACUGAUUCCCAGUAAACAAAGUACCUCCAGAGCUUGAGUCCCGUUUGGUGUCUGAUAGCAGGGUGUGAUGAUGGCGAAGCCAGGGGAUAUUACAGGGAAACUAUAUCAAGCUAGGAUUCAGUCUUCAAUCAAAUUCCAUUUUACUCAAAUCUAUUUAUAUGGAAGGGCUUUUUCAGAUUUCUGACCCUUUUAAACAUUUGUAUGUGAACAUUUAAAUUGAAUUAAAGCAUUUCAAUGCAACAUUUGUGUUUUCCCGUGACAGUGCCGUUGCAGGUGGAAAUACUGUCAUGGAUGUUUUUACUUUCCAGCAUCAUAAUAAAGUCUUUUGGAAAUCGUGA
Hypomesus transpacificus is the source of this 1720-nucleotide messenger RNA. RefSeq lists its product as uncharacterized. The record is from RefSeq and is a predicted model, not a curated record. The coding region runs from base 299 to 694 and encodes 131 amino acids. The transcript has 3 exons. NCBI's taxonomy places the organism in Eukaryota, Metazoa, Chordata, Actinopteri, Osmeriformes, Osmeridae.